ACCAAUUAUAAAUAAACCAAACUUAAGGGGCAAAAAUAUAAAUUCGAGAAAAUAAAAGCGAACAACUACUAAUACCAAAACCCCAUCUGCUUUCUCUCUCUAGCAUUCGUCGCCUCUUUCAGUUUUACACACAAACAGACUCUCAGGGGAUAUAGAUGGCCGGAAAAGGAGGGAAGGGACUUGUAGCAGGGAAGACACCUGCAUCAGCCUCAGCUAAUAAGGGGAAGGAUGACAAGAAAAGGCCGAUUUCUAGGUCUUCUCGUGCCGGUCUUCAGUUCCCAGUUGGUCGAAUUCAUCGUCAUCUGAAAACAAGGACUUCUGCCAAUGGUCGAGUUGGUGCCACAGCUGCUGUUUAUUCUGCUGCCAUCCUUGAAUACCUGACAGCUGAGGUACUUGAACUGGCUGGAAAUGCUAGCAAAGAUCUUAAGGUGAAGAGAAUCACGCCAAGGCAUCUGCAGCUGGCUAUUCGCGGAGAUGAAGAGCUUGACACCCUCAUCAAAGGAACUAUUGCCGGAGGUGGUGUUAUUCCCCACAUUCACAAAUCUCUCAUUAACAAAACCACCAAAGAAUAGGUUAUUUCGUCUCUUGGUUCCACCGUGUUCAAGUUUCAAUAGUGUGGUCUCCUAUGACUUAGUUUGGUUUCUACUAUGACUUAGUUCCUGUUAAGCUGCACUGGAUUCUCGUAGUUUUAGUCUAGACAUUCUUAGGUAUAUAAUUCUCAUCAUCUGUGUUCUUUUGUUCCGCAGCUUUAAUUAGGAAGAGAAUUAUUAGAUCGGGAUUCUAUUUUAAAUUCUUGUUUGCUAA
This is a messenger RNA of Daucus carota subsp. sativus, 804 nucleotides long. RefSeq names its product probable histone H2A variant 1. The record is from RefSeq and is a predicted model, not a curated record. Gene Ontology annotation, biological process: heterochromatin formation. Bases 156 to 572 code for a protein of 138 amino acids. Lineage: Eukaryota; Viridiplantae; Streptophyta; Magnoliopsida; Apiales; Apiaceae. Gene Ontology annotation, cellular component: chromatin; nucleosome. Gene Ontology annotation, molecular function: protein heterodimerization activity; structural constituent of chromatin; DNA binding. The transcript is spliced from 3 exons.